CCCGGCCCCUCCCCAGCUCCGGCGGGAGCUGAUUGGCGCAGGCAUGGCCGCCUGCCCCGGGCUCCCUGCAUUUGAGCAGCUUCCAGAAGCUGACAAACCAGACUGGUUACAGCCAGGCUCGGCCCCAGCCCUGCCUGGCCCACGGCAGGAGGCAGCUGCCUGCGCGGGUGCCCGCCACGCCUGCAUCCUUCUGGCGCAGCGGGCAGCGCCCGGCUCGGUGCCCUCUCCUCUGGACCGUGGUGGGUCAGUACUGCGUUGGUGCUGGGGAGGAGGAAGAGGAGGAGGAGGAAAAGGCUGUUGGAUGCUCACGGUGCUGCCCCUCUUGGGGUGGCCUUGGUGAGGGUGAUGGGGCUGCACCCGGCGUUAGAGGCUCCAGACCCUCCGGUCUGGGAGGGUGCCCCAAAGCGCACCAGAGGGAUGUUGGGAGUCUGUGCGGGCACUGCUGCCUUCAAGCCCUCCGGACAGCCGUGCUGAAGGAGUCUCCUGCCCUGGAGCAGCACCCACGUCCCGCACUCAGCCCCGAGGGGAGCCGGCGGGCGGGGGGCGAGCGGGGUGGCUGCUCUGGCCACCCUGAUGGAGCCGGUGGCAGGUGAGGAGGCAGAACCUGGCCCGCCGCCAGGGCAGGCAGCCGGUGGGGAAGGCUGUGCCAGGCAGCGGGACGAGAGCGAGACCGUGGGGUCGGGAGACCCCGGGGAGCCGUCCCAACGCUGUGGAGACGCUGCUGCUGCCUGGAGAUGCUGGGAGCUGCCACCGACGGAGGAUGCCAAGGAGCCGCUCCUGCCCGGGCAUGAGGAGCCGCCUGCCCACGGUGCCUCCCUGCCUGCGGGGCAGGACCCUCCCGCUGCCAACACCACCGCCCCCGUCCUGCCCCGCGGGGAAAGCCCAUGGCCCAGACCUGAAAGUGUCUCCAGCUCCACCCUGAGCCUCUUCGGCAAGGCAGAGAAGGCAUCGAGCGGUGGCGAGGCGGUGGCAGCGGAGCCGGGCCUCGUGCUGGCGGGCAACGAAGACGAGUGCCCCAUCUGCACGGAGCCCUACGACGAGCAGCGGCACAAGGCGGCCGUGCUGAACUGCAACCACGGGCUGUGCCGUGCCUGCCUGCGGGCCAUCAUGGACACGGCCACCGGCGCCGAGCUCGGCCGCGUGCGUUGCCCCAUCUGCCGCCAGAAGACGCCCAUGCUGGAGUGGGAGAUCUGCAAGCUGCAAGAGGAGCUGCUCCUGCUGCACGCCCAGCCCGGCUCCCCCGGCGCCCUGGCCGCCUCCCGGCCCCCUGCCCUGCCGCCUCGGCGCCCGGGCCUGGUCGGCGCCCUCGAGCAUCACUUCCAGGUGCGCUUCCACACGAGCCGCAUGUUCGGGUGCCUGCCCUGCGUGCGGUACCCGCCCUGCCUGAUCCGCGCCUUGGCGCGGCUGGAGCGGCGCUGCCGCUGCUGCUACCUCCUGCUGCUGGCGCUGCUGCUGGCGGCAGAGAUGCUCAGCCUGCUCCUCAUCUUUCUCCCCAUCGUCCUGAUGGUGAUGCUCUUCCUCAUCCUCGACAAAUAGCGCUGGCUUUGUGCCCUCAGGCUGAGCAUGCGUGGGGAGAGGAGCCCAGCUCCGGCUCUGCCCGCGGCCGUGGUGCCGACUGGAAGCAGGCCUGUGACCCUGGUGCCUGGGACACCUGGCACUGCCCGUGAACCCGGAGCGGGUGAGGCAGCGGAGGAGCAGGAGCAGGCAGCAGAGGGAGGCGACCCUGGAGCCGGGCAUUACCUGCACCGCAGCACCCGGUGACACAUCACUGCCACGGCCAGGGGGUAGAUGGAGUGGGAGCCCUUCCUGCGCUGAGGCACAUCCCUGCCUGGGGGCUGGGGGCUAGAGAGGCUCUGCAGGCAGAGCAAGGCUGUGCCACGGGCUGUGCCACCUGCACCCAGGACAAAUGGGCUGGGAUCCCCCAGCAGGGACUGAAAAUACAGCCUGUGUUUGUACCACAGCCGUGUCCAGCUGAGUUCAGUGCCUGGUCUGAGCAUGUCCCCUUGGGGCCCAGCAGUGACACAAGGAGGGAAUGGGCACAGCCAGUGCACCCACCUACAAGGGGUGUGUGCUCCACCAUGGCAUCUCCCAGCCCCUGCCGAGCCGUGCCAGCCCGUGCUCAGACUGUGCCCGUCGGGGAGAUAAGUGAGCAAACACGGCUCUGUCCCUGCCAUACACGGGUGGAGGAGCCUGUGGUGAGUGGCACAGGGGCUGUGCCCACAUGGGACCUGCCACAGAGCAGAAGUGUCCCUGGACUGAGCAGGAUCUGGGCUCUGCCUUUGUCUGCCAGCCUUACGUGGGGUCCACGUGCCAACCAGGUGAUGUCUGGGUCACAGUGUGGCUGCUCUGCACCCUUGUUCCUCCCCAAGGGGACAGGGAUGGGGAUCUUCCCAGGUUUUCAGCCACUUUUGGGCUGGUAGUGGGUAGCAGGGAGUUGUCAGACCCUCGAGGUCCUUCCAGGAUUCUAUUUCAGGGGUGCUGACACCCACCUCCACAGCCUGGAAUGUGCAGCAGGCUGUUUGUCACUGCCGGCCUCCUCUGAGUGUCCUGCCAAGGCUCUGACCCCAUGCCAAUUUCCCCCUCCCUGUGCUGUCCCCCCUCUCUGUCCCCCUCAGCCCAGCCCUGCUGGGGGGCUGGUGACACUGCUGUGCCCUGUCCUCCUGCCUGGCUGUGCUGGGCUCGUGCAACCAUUGCUGUGUCCUGGCUUUGCCCCUCUCCCCUGGAAACACCCCGUGGGCACCUCCCCAGAGCUGUGGCUGUGGGAGACAGACCACAGGGUGCCAGCCCCAACACCCCCUUCCCCUUCCUCCUGCCCAGAAGCUGGGGAGGUGAGCAGCCAGCAAGCACUGCUGUGCUCCCACAGAAAACCCAUCCUUGUGCCCAGGAGGGCAGAGAAUGGGGCUACGGGCCUUGCCAGGACACUGGUGCCAGUCAGCAUCAGCGCUGCCAUGGGCUGCUCUGGCAAAGUGCUGAGGCACAGGGUAGGAGCAAGGCACCCCAAAACAGGUCAGUCAGCAGGCAGAAGCAGGUGGGUCCCCCCAGCCCUGGUGGCACCAAGGAAUAUUUAUUUAUACCAAGUGGAGCAGCUCCAUCAGGAGAAGUGCCAGUUCAGCCCUGGCUGGGGCGGUUUUGGUUCCAUGGAACCUGUGGGGAGGGGGAGCUCAGACACCCAGAGGGCCCUGUCACCAUGUGGGAGCCUCGUGCCCCUGCCCUACAUUGCGUCGGGGUGUUGGGGUGAACCAGGCCAGGGCUGCCCCCACGGACACCCCCGGCACUCCUCCCGUGCUUCCUGAGCCAGCUGUUGGCACCUCUGGGUGCUGAAAGCUGAAGGACACCUCCAUGGCCCUGAGAAGGGGUCCCUGGGGGCUGUGGUGUGGGAUGGACCCUGUGGGCCAUGUGGGGCCUGGCUGCAGUAUCCACUCCCAGAGCUGGGUUAUAUUUAGCAACGUGAGAUAGUGGUGAGCAGGGCUGGGGGCUGGCAG
This is a messenger RNA of Vidua macroura (Pin-tailed whydah), 3482 nucleotides long. It is a transcript of the gene RNF229, whose product is annotated as RING finger protein 222. Gene Ontology annotation, molecular function: ubiquitin protein ligase activity. Bases 574 to 1536 code for a protein of 320 amino acids. The record is from RefSeq and is a predicted model, not a curated record. Lineage: Eukaryota; Metazoa; Chordata; Aves; Passeriformes; Viduidae. Gene Ontology annotation, biological process: protein autoubiquitination; proteasome-mediated ubiquitin-dependent protein catabolic process; protein localization to mitochondrion. The transcript has a single exon. Gene Ontology annotation, cellular component: endoplasmic reticulum membrane.